Molecule: messenger RNA, 3441 nt
Organism: Leishmania major strain Friedlin
Lineage: Eukaryota; Euglenozoa; Kinetoplastea; Trypanosomatida; Trypanosomatidae
Exons: 1
Coding region: 1-3441 (1146 amino acids)
Biological process (GO): nucleobase-containing compound metabolic process
Cellular component (GO): cytoplasm
Molecular function (GO): ATP binding; AMP kinase activity
Source: RefSeq, a predicted model, not a curated record
AUGCCGCGUGUGUCUGUUUUCUUGUCCUACGCGGACUCCUUUGUCGGCACGCGUCUGCUGCGUCAGUUCCAGCAGUACCCAUCGCACUACGACAUCUACGGCUGCGUGUGGGAUGCGGCCGCCGCAGAGCAGCUCAACGCCGCUGCGUCGGCUGCCCAGCAACAACUGCAGCAGCCAGCGGCGAAGAAACGCGUCGGUGAUGUGACGGGGGAAGACAACAGCGUCUUGGAGGAGAGCUACACUUCCCUGGUGCCCGGUGUUAGUGCCCGUGCCCACACGGCUUUGCCGCUGGAGGAGUCUGGGUCACUCGAAGUGGAGGAUAGCCACCUGGCUGCAGGCGUGGAUGGCGUGACUGCUACCGUGGCUGGCACCGAUGGCAGAGAAAAACCGCUAAAGCUGCAUGCGUCCUGCACCUUUUUCUCACGCCUUGACACAUUGGCCGUGCGUAGCGCGCUGCUCGCGUGCGACUGGAUCGUGCUGGAGCUGCACCAGGCUCAAACGGUGCUAGAGGUGGUGCAGUUCCUGCAGAUGCAGCCCUCCUUUGAGCGACCGAAGCGUCUGGUCCUGCUUUCCAGCCUCAUGACGUGGUACGCCACGCCGUCGCUGGAGGAAGCAGAGGCUGCUGCCGGCGACGGAGACGACGAGGGCGACAGCCCUGGCGCUGAUGGCGAAGAGGACGUCGAAGCGCCGUAUCCCCCGCCUCCACCGCGUUUCCUGGAGAGCAUUCUCGCUGAGGUGCAGGACCGAUCGCGGCACGCUGUAGUGGACGCGAUGCGCGGCGACGCGAGCGCAGCCAAGGAUGAGGACAACAGCGGCGGCGAUGGAGAGGACGAAGACAGGGAGGCCGUCGCCUCGGGUGCGAGCGCAGAGGUGUUGACGGAGGAUCAGUACAACCGUCGUGUACCGCAUCUGCAGUAUCUGAACUGGCGCGAUGCCGAGAGGGCCACCGCAGCAGCGCAUCAUGCGAACGGCCUGCCGCUGGACACCUUCGUCGUUUGCGGAGGCCUCCCCUACGGAGGCGAGGAGGACGUACUCGAACCUCUCUUCCGCCUCGCAUGGUCUGCCGAGCCGGAGAAGGAGGACGAGCACGCGGCGACCUCGGCAACGCUGCCGAUCUUCGGCAGCGGCCACCAGCGUGUGCCAAUGGUGCACGUGCAGGAUCUUGCCUGUUUUGUGCGCAAACUGCUCCGGUGCCCUGCUGACGCCCUGCCGUUCCCCGAGCGGCGCUACCUCUUCGCCACCGACGGGAGCAACCAGAACUCUUGGCAGGGCAUUGUCUCCGCCGUGAACCGCAUGUUUGGUGGGCGGUGUGCGAUGCACCCCGUCGCGCCAGAAUCGUACCCGCUCUACCGCGACGUGGAGCGCUUCACGAUUGACCUGCGUGUGGAGCCGGAGACGAUGCGGAUCAUCAUGGCGCGCACCGAGGAUGCCGAGGAAGGGGCCGAGUCGAGCGAUGCGGCCGCCUCCGCGCAGCAGCAGUUGCCCCUGCCGAACACAUGGAUUGCAGAGGGCGGCAUCCGUCGCCAUCUUCGUGCUGUCGCAGACGAGUUCACCGCCGCCCACCACGUCCAACCCCACCGCAUUGCCAUUGCUGGACCGCCGCUGGUCGGAAAGACGUACCUCGCCAGGCGUGUGGCGCGCUACUACCGUCUUCCACGCGUGUCGCUGGACUCGGUCGUGCUCGACUACACGACCGCCUUGAAAGAGCUCCGCUCACGUGUGGAGUCGACGAAGACCGCGGUUCGAGAAGCCGAGCGGGAACGCCGCCUCGGGCUGAAGCGGCGCCGCCUGCUGGCGCGGCAGCAACGCGAGUGGGAUGCUCAGGCCGAACGUCUCGAUGCCUCCUUAGCAGGUACUCGGGAAGGAGUGGGGUCACCGGGCAACAACGAGCAGGAUUCGGUUGAAGCUGCUGACCUCGCGAGUCACGGCAGCUACCCCGCCGGCAGCAGUGCGAAUCGCGCAAAUAACUACAGCGAGCCAGGAGAAGCGCCGACAGGAACCGGUGCGGACGCCUGUGUGGCGACGGUGGCGGUCCACGACGACGAUGAGGUCGUUGCAACUGAGCUGGCCCUCACCCAGGCAGAGGAGGAGGAGCUGGAUACGUUCGUGUCGGAAUGGUGGGCCGAGCAGCCGCAGGCGCACGCGUGGAUUAGCAAGAUUGCGGAGAUGGAACGCGUGCUGCUGCUUCGGCUGCACCAACGACCGCCAACGCCUGAGGUGAACCCGAAGAAGAAAGCUGCCGCCGCGGGUGGCGGUGGCGGCAACGCGAAGAAAAAAGGCAACAAGGACGCGCAGAAGACGCGCGAGGAGGAAGAGGAGCAGCAGCAGCUCAAAGCUGCUCUGCAGCACGCGCCGUUCCAGCCCCGCGCCCUCGCUCUCAUGCUGCGCUGGCGCCUUGCCCAGCCAGAUUGUCAGGUGCAGGGAUUCGUCCUGGAUGGGGUGCCGACGACGUUGGAGUUGGCGCGGCUCGUGUUUGGCGACAGCGAGGAUGAACAGCUCCAGCCGCCGCUGACGGAGGAAGAGGCGCUUCGGCCGCGCUACGCCAACGAAGGCGGCGCCCCUGCCACCGCUGCAGCUGGUGCUCCGGACGACGGCCACGACGACAAAGAAGCCGGCGCCGCGGAGGCGGCUCCGCCAAAGGAGCCGGCGAGUGAUGCCCGGCUGCCAAACCACGUCAUUGUGCUUCAAGCGUCCGACACGUACCUGCUGAGCCGCCUUAAGGCGAUGGGAGCGGCGUCGGAGGAGGGCGCCGUGAACGUCUGCGGCAACGACGAUGCCACACGCCCCGUCGACGUGGAAGCCUUCUACCACGCUCUCCAGACAUACAAGCGAGAGUACGUUGACAUGCCGUAUUCAGUGCUCAGUUACUGGGAGUGUGCGGCUGCCACCACCGCGCCGCUGCUGAGCACUGGCAGCGCGAUGGGCGAGGAGCGCCGCGCCGAGGUGCACUUGGUGACGGUCGAAGGCAACGAGCCUCUUGUCCCACCUUUGCCGCCCAUGUCUGCAUACGCACCGCCGCAGCUCAGCAGCACGGAGAAGCUGCUCGGGCAAGUUAUUCUCGGACGUCCUCACAACUUUGGCAAGAGCCUAGAGGAGAUCCAGCGGGAGGCCGUGCGUCAGCGCUGUCUGCUGGCUGAGGAGGAGAACGCCCGCGCUCAGCAGAUAGCGGCCCAGGCGGCUGCCGAAUCCCUGGAGUGCGAGCAGGAGUCCGAAGCCCGCUCAGUAGCCGAGGAGAGACUUCUAGCACUGAAGCAGGCUGACGUGGCGGAGCUGGAAGCACGCAAGCGGCCCAUGACAAACUAUCUUCAGGAGCGCGUGCUGCCCCUCCUGCACAAGGGUCUUUUGGAGGUGUGUGCAACGCGACCAGCAGACCCGGUGGAUUACCUGGCGGAGUGGCUCAUUCGCCACAACCCACACGACGACAUCUUCUGCGAUCUAUGA